AUAAAACUGAAACCGAUACUGAUAUUGGAACAUUGCAUCAGGAAAUUAUCCGUUCACAUUAUAAAUCGAAGGUCAAGUAAGCGUGAUCAGUGGUCACGACAGCCAAUGAACUGGCAUGGAUUCCUGCCAUCUGCGAGUGCCGGUCGCGGCGCCGUCUGCAUCGCGCUAUCCAUGACUUUUUUCAGUGCGUUAGACCAUGUUUUACGAGGAGUAAACCCCCCUAAGACUGUAGUUUGCAAAGGUUCACUCGCUAUAUGGAAGUGGCGCAAUAUGAUGAUUUCUUGGUUACAUGCCGUUUUAAUUGGAACAUGGGAUUUAUUAUGCUUUUACUAUUAUCCUGAGUUGAUGAAUGAUCCAGUAGACCAUAUCGUGCCUUUUACAUAUUACUUAGUGGCCGUUUCUACUGGUUACUUUCUUUAUGAUUUCUGGGAUAUGUUCACGCAGAGGCAAUUAUUCAAAAUGUGGGAAUUAACUUUGCAUCACAUUGCAGUUCUGAGUGCCUUUAUUUAUAAUGUACUGUCAGUUCGGUACAUAGCGUAUACAGUUAUCGCCUUACUUGCUGAAGUCAAUAGCAUAUUUCUUCACACCCGUAAAUUGAUGCAAAUGCACAAAGUUCCUUCAGUGAAUAUGUCUUAUCGGUUCAAUGCUGUCCUGAACCUAACUACAUUCGCAGGUUGUCGAGGAUUUGCACUGCUUCGUAUUUCAUACGGCAUGUAUAUGGACCCCGAAAAAAUGACACCGUUUUAUACUGUAUUGUUGGGGACAAGUAUGUUCAUCAUGAAUCUGCUGAACCCAGUUCUAUUUUACAUACUUCUACGUAACGAUUUUCUACUUCCGCCCAGAGAUGAAGAUCUUUAUAUCAAAAAGGGGAUGAAAGUAAAUUGUCCCCCCUCGGAAAGCAAAAUAUCCAAUGGUUAUAGCUUAUCAUUAGAAAUAAAUGGCUUUCCCUGCGAUGGAAUUCAUAAGCGAAAUCUGUGAAAACUUUGAAUGGGUUCUGUGAAAUUGAUCUAUCUGUUUAUUAAAAUACGCUUAUUAAUCGUUUGUUCUAAGUUAGAUCUUUUAUUUGUAAUCCCUCGGCAUAUUAGCUUACCUAUAUACGGUUUAUCCUUUGACUUUUUCAUUGACAUAUUUACUAAUAUCAAUUUUUUAAUGAUGUUCAGUGUUAGUAUACUUUUUGCUGAUUGUUUAUCUGUAAACUCUCGUUGGCUUUUACGAAAUUACAAUAGUGUAUGUCUCGAUUCGUAAGAAUAGAUUUACCAACUGAAGUUUCAUUCCCAGUGAACCGUUUCACACUGUCCCGUGUAAAUGCUUAUUUCUUUCUCUUUGCUACAAAACUGUUUCACUUUUUCUGAUUAUAUAAAUAUAAGUUUCUGUAUACUUCACUCCCGCACUCUGUAUUCUUAGGCAUAUUAUUUGUUUUUAAAUACUUGUUUAUCAUUAUGACAAUGUGUUUAAACUUGUAAUAUUUUUCUUAUGAUUAUAUUCUGUAAAAUAUUUUCGAUUAUGUUAAAGUCAUGUUUCUACAUAAAAAAUUCUCGGUGUAUACUUCACUGCUUAUCAUCUUUAUUAUACCAGUGGACUAUUUGUUGUUACCAUCUUUGUCAGUAGUCAUUUACUAAUGUUUACGACAAAGAAAACAAAGCUCCAGUCCCCUCGUCUUUGCUUUUAUGUGUUCUGUCUACAUUAAAAGAGUUGUAUACACAGUUUGAAAUGUCUACUUCUUAAUCCCUUCAUUAUUGUACUAAUGUAUUUGGAUUAUUUCUUAUUUUUGAUUCACUAGAGGAAAAAGUCUAUUCAUCUAAAAGUUUCCGUUUUCGUGUUAAUUAUUUUGUUCAGACAUGUAAUUAAAUAGAAUUAUAAAGUUAUACUCUUUGAAAAAAGAAAUUAUCGAAGUUCCAUGAAUUAUGUCUGUCUGUCUGUCAGAGACUGAUUAUGCAAAGUAUGACUCCGCUGUCGUACUUUCUAAUUGUGAAACAUGACAUUUACAGGUUUACAAAAUACGUAGUUUUUUAUGCAAGUAGGUAAUGCUCAUUUUUGUUGUAAAGUAAUAAAUAAAAAUAGUAAAUCUGCUGGUAAGUUUUUGCAUUUUUACUGACUGCUGUGGCUAUGAUGUUCAUUACUCGUACCAGUUUACCACCAGCUCUAACAAGCAAUGUUUGUUAUUGUAAAAGCUAAGAUAUAUUAUUAUGUUAAUUUAAUAAAUAUCUAAUUCAUUCCUGUCA
Molecule: messenger RNA, 2222 nt
Organism: Schistosoma intercalatum
Lineage: Eukaryota; Metazoa; Platyhelminthes; Trematoda; Strigeidida; Schistosomatidae
Source: the annotation of a GenBank genome assembly